This is a messenger RNA of Lodderomyces parapsilosis, 978 nucleotides long. RefSeq lists its product as uncharacterized. Lineage: Eukaryota; Fungi; Ascomycota; Pichiomycetes; Serinales; Debaryomycetaceae. Gene Ontology annotation, molecular function: phosphatase activity. Gene Ontology annotation, cellular component: cytoplasm. The record is from RefSeq and is a predicted model, not a curated record. The transcript has a single exon. The coding region runs from base 1 to 978 and encodes 325 amino acids.
AUGCAUUUGACUCAAUUGUCACUUUCAAUUUGUUUAGUUGCGGUUGCGUUUGCUCAGGUGGUUCUUAGUCAAGAAUCCCACACAUUGCCAAAAUUCAAGUCGUCAUCAAAAUACUUUGAUCAAAGUGAUACAAAUGUACCAACCUCAAACGUCAACUACACUCAUAACUUCGGGUUAAAAAAUGAUUACUCAUGGAAUGAUGUUUUGGAGCAACUCGAUGAAAACAACAAAUUGUUUUUCAUAAUCAGGCAUGCCGCUGGUGUUCACCAAUGUAAUACUCCAUCUACAGAUUGGACAUGUUAUUGGCAAACUCUUGAUGGCUAUGGGGGACAAGUAUGGGCCGACGCCUUGUUGACUCAGGAAGGUGUUGAUCAAUGCCGAGAGCUUUCGCAGCAAAUCAACAACACAAAGGAGUUUCCCUACCCCAAUCGCUACUAUUCAAGUCCAUUAAGAAGAACGUUGCAAACUUGGCACUAUGUCUGGAGAGAUUUAGUGAGUGAUGCCCCAACCAUCAAGGAGUUUGCCAGAGAGACAUAUGGUAUUCAAACGGAGAGCAAGCGCCACCCAAAGUCUUACAUUCAAGCAAAUUGGGAAUAUGUUAAUUUUGAAGACGGCUUCACAGAAAAGGAUGAAUUGUGGUCCAACAGCUCUCGCGAAACCAGUCAACAUCGCAAAUACAGAGCUGCUUCGGUGUUGACUGAUAUUUUUGAAGCUAGUAAAAGUGACAAAGUAGUGAGUCUUGUUUCUCAUUCUGAGCUAAUUGGCUCAAUUUUAGACGUUGUAGGACAUCGGGAUUAUCCUGUUGAGAACGCCAAAUUGAUACCAGUGUUGAUCCAUAAGAAAAAACACAAGACUAAAACAUACAAGUUGGAUGACCCCGAUAAAACAUUUGAAGAUAUAUGUUCAGACAAGCCAUCGCAAAUAACACAGGGUCCUGAGUUGACUUGUAGCGCUGCUCCGUUUGAUGAAAGGGCUUAG